GUUGAAAUUAUCACCACCACUGCUGCAGAAGCUCCCCACUGUUCCAAAAAUCCCGCGUCUUGGCUUCAUUUUCAUCUGCAGGCGAUGCUCACUUGCUGAUUUUAUCGCGCGUGGGUUCGGGCUGACUUAGAAACCCCUCGUUGAUUACCACACUACACCGCCCCCUCCUCCUCGCCCCGAAAUCUUACCUUAAAUACUCUCUCUCUCCGAUUCUACACGGAGCCAUACAAUGUCCUGCCGAUAGGGUUUCACCUCUCUCGCUCUCAUUCCUCCCCCUCUUUUUUCCCGUUUUCUUGGUUGGAUCAGACGUAGUUCCCCUCCUUACUCCCAUGGCGGCUGCAGAACAUGCGAUCACAAUCAAGAAUGAUAUGUCAAUGGAGCUCCCUACACUUCCCCCCAAUCAGGGGGUUGAGGCGUUUAAGGAUAUAAUGUUCGGGUCCACAGCAGGAAUGGCUGGAAAGGUCAUCGAAUACCCCUUUGACACGGUGAAGGUGCGCCUGCAAUCUCAACCCGACCAUCUGCCUCUUCGAUACAAGGGGCCAAUAGACUGCUUUCGGCAGUCAUUUCAGGCAGAUGGCUUUAGAGGGUUAUAUCGAGGUCUCAGCGCCCCUAUGGCCGGUGCUGCCAUAGAGAAUAGCUGCUUGUUCUGGAGCUAUCGCAUGAUCCAAGAUAUCUUAAAGUCAACAUGUUACUCUUCGACAGACCCGCUACCCUUCUCAGCCUUACUGGUCAGUGGGGCGGCAUCUGGGUCCAUCACUUCACUUGCCCUCACUCCCGUUGAACUCAUCAAGUGCAAAAUGCAGGUACCUCUGGAAGGUUCCAGUACCAGGGCCGCUAGUCCACUCUCUUUGGUCGCAACCAUAUUCCGUCAAGACGGUAUCCUAGGAUUUUGGCGAGGGCAGCUGGGGACUCUCAUACGAGAGACUGGUGGAGGUGCCGCCUGGUUUGGGGGCUACGAGGGGGUCUCGGCGCUUUUCCGCGCAUAUCCCACAUCCGCUUCGAAAGGCGGUUCAGAGAAUCAAUCGGCUUCUCUCCCGCUUUAUCAACAAAUGAUUGCUGGAGCAGCAGCUGGUAUAAGCUACAACUUUUUAUUCUAUCCGGCAGAUACAAUUAAAUCCCGCAUGCAAACAGAAGAUAUAACCCGCGGCUCCAUCAAUGGUCAACGGCAAACUUUCUGGGGCGCCGGCAAGGCUCUAUGGAAGCAACAAGGACUCAAGGCUUUGUACCGAGGCUGCGGGAUAACUUGCGCACGAUCAGCACCCAGUUCAGCCUUCAUUUUUACAGUGUACGAAGGACUACGGAGUUAUUUUGGAUAAACUGCUCUACAUUAGACGUACAUCUUUCUUCUCUUAUAUUGGAUGAUACCUCUGGCCUCGUUCCUCU
This is a messenger RNA of Aspergillus caelatus, 1383 nucleotides long. RefSeq names its product putative mitochondrial ornithine carrier protein AmcA/Ort1 (gene amcA). The record is from RefSeq and is a predicted model, not a curated record. Bases 330 to 1316 code for a protein of 328 amino acids. NCBI's taxonomy places the organism in Eukaryota, Fungi, Ascomycota, Eurotiomycetes, Eurotiales, Aspergillaceae. The transcript is spliced from 2 exons. Gene Ontology annotation, biological process: mitochondrial L-ornithine transmembrane transport. Gene Ontology annotation, molecular function: L-ornithine transmembrane transporter activity.